This is a messenger RNA of Octopus sinensis (East Asian common octopus), 802 nucleotides long. Its product is annotated as ATP-binding cassette sub-family G member 4-like. Bases 1 to 789 code for a protein of 262 amino acids. The transcript is spliced from 6 exons. Gene Ontology annotation, molecular function: ATP hydrolysis activity; ABC-type transporter activity; ATP binding. Lineage: Eukaryota; Metazoa; Mollusca; Cephalopoda; Octopoda; Octopodidae. The record is from RefSeq and is a predicted model, not a curated record. Gene Ontology annotation, cellular component: plasma membrane.
AUGAGUGGUGUGGUCGAACAUGGCAAACUCACAGUCAUAAUGGGGCCAUCCGGGGCAGGCAAGUCAUCACUUAUGAAUAUUCUUUCUGGCUACAAGUACAACUCUCAUUUGAUUAUGGAUAUUGUAGAGUCAUUGGGAUUGGGAAACUGUCUUAAUGUGAGUGCCUGCAAAUUGUCGGGUGGGCAGAGAAAACGGUUGGCUAUAGCCCAGGAACUUAUUUCAGACCCAGCUGUUCUGUUUCUUGACGAACCAACCAGAAAUUGGCCACACUUCCCACUUGAAAGAGAAGUAUUAUUGAGAGAACAGUUGAAUUCGUGGUAUCGACUAUUUUCUUAUUAUAUGGCCAAGACAUUUGCAGAUAUUCCUCUACAGUCGUUGGGUCUGCUGAUUGGAGCUGGCUGUUCGAUGGAAGUAUGUUUAUGUGGGUUUAUUAGUCAGACUGGAGUGUUCUUGGCCCCUGUUAUGACUACACCUAUGCUUCUUUUUUCGGGAUAUUUUAUCCCAGUUAAUUCAAUUCCUUCUUAUUUACGGUGGUUUUCAUACUUUUCUAUUAUCAGAUAUGGGUUUUUGGGAGGAAUUCAGACAUUGUAUGGAUUCGAUCGGGGGAAACUAAAGUGUGCUAAUCCUCAGAGAUGUAUGUUUCCCACUGGCCACGAUGUUUUGGAUAAUAUGGGCGCUCUCGAUAUUGAGUUUUACACGAAUUUUGCAGUUCUCUGCAUUUUUUGUGUCUUACUUAGAAUUGCUGCUUUUUUCGCUUUAAAGUUAUAUUUGAAUAGAACUAAUGAUUAAAUUUUUUAAUUUU